CAGGCGAGGAGACCGGCUCCGGCAGGACGGGAGGCAGCCGGGACCCUCCCAGCGGCUCCGCUGGUUCGGGGCGGCUACCGCACGGCGGGACCUGGGCUGUCCCCUUCCCCCAGCACAGAGGAAAGCAGCUGGGACCCCCCGCGCCGCCCCGCAGCCACCAGCCGCGCCGGGCCGAGCGCCCGCCCCAGCCGCUGCCCCGCGAUGUUGGACGGGCUGAAGAUGGAGGAGACCCUGCAGAGCGCGCUGGACACGGCGGCGCCCUUCUCCGCGCUGCUGGGGAGAGCGGUGAACCCCAAAUCGGUGUGCGAGGGCUGCCAGAGGGUCAUCUCGGACCGGUUCCUGCUGAGACUCAAUGACAGCCUGUGGCACGAGCAAUGCGUGCAGUGCGCCUCUUGCAAAGAACCGCUGGAGACCACCUGCUUCUACCGGGACAAGAAACUCUACUGCAAGCUCGACUACGAGAAGCUCUUUGCUGUGAAGUGUGGAGGGUGCUUUGAAGCCAUCGCCCCCAGCGAAUUCGUCAUGCGAGCCCAGAAGAGCGUGUAUCACCUGAGCUGCUUCUGCUGCUGUGUCUGUGAACGGCGGCUGCAGAAGGGUGAUGAGUUUGUCCUGAAGGAAGGUCAGCUGCUGUGUAAGAGCGACUACGAGAAGGAGCGGGAGCUGCUCAGCCUGGUGAGCCCGGCUUUGUCGGAUUCCGGUAAAAGUGAUGAUGAAGACAGCUUAUGCAAAAUGGGACAAACCCCUGGGAAAGGAGAGGACAGUAAAGAUCACAAGAGGCCCAAGAGACCCAGGACCAUCUUGACAACGCAGCAGCGGAGGGCAUUCAAAGCAUCAUUUGAGGUUUCCUCCAAGCCAUGUAGAAAGGUCAGAGAAACUUUGGCAGCAGAGACUGGGCUGAGUGUGAGAGUCGUGCAGGUCUGGUUCCAGAAUCAAAGAGCAAAGAUGAAGAAACUUGCAAGAAGACAACAGCAGCAGCAGCAAGAUCAACAAAACACACAGCGGUUGAGUUCAGCUCAGACAAACGGUGGUGGGAGUGCUAACCUCGAAGGGAUCAUGAACCCAUACACCACUUUGCCCCCACCACAACAGAUGCUGAGUAUUGAGCAGAGUGUCUACAACUCGGAUCCCUUUCGGCAAGGGCUAACUCCACCUCAGAUGCCAGGAGAUCACAUGCAUCCCUAUGGUGCUGAGCCCCUUUUCCAUGACCUGGAUAGCGACGAUACCUCACUUAGCAAUCUGGGAGACUGUUUCCUAGCAACAUCAGAAGCUGGACCCCUGCAGUCAAGAGUGGGAAACCCUAUUGAUCAUCUGUACUCCAUGCAGAACUCCUAUUUUACUUCUUGAGCUUUGUCUGUGUCCACUGGGCAGGCAGCCGCCAUGCUCAUUACACUGUAGAUUAAAUUCACUUGAGGUAUGAUGGGCAAUGAGGUUGUUUUGCUGGAAUGCUGUCAAACAAUAUUUGUAGCUCAGUAUUUCCAAAGACUGAAUAAGUUAUGGAUCAUAUAAUUUAGGGUUUCUAUUAGAAUCAUAGUAUUAGAUUCAAAAUAUUUAAUGCAGCUGGUCUACCUUUUUCAAACUUCAAAAUCUUAACAACAUUUUAAAUUUCAAUAGAAGCAGAAAAAAACCCAUUCCUACAAUAUCUUCACAAUUCUUCCCUCCUUUUUUUGACCAAAUGUAGCAAAAAGAAAAGAAAUCAGAUUUUAAAAGUUCAACAAAUUUUUGAAAGUGAAAUUCUGACAACAUUUUGGUGAGUUAUAGGAAAAAUUUUCAAAGACAUGUUCACCAUAUUUUUCUUCACAACCAGCUCUAGCAUUUAUUGUUAACAACAGGGACUUUUAAUAUAGAUGUUCUCAUGCACAUAUAGAGAGCUAGAAACUCCUAAUGUCUCCCCAUCUUACUGAGAGACUCCUGUUGAGAGGUAGGGGGGGGUGUGUGCAUGUGCGUGUGUGAGUGUGCAUGGGAGCAUGCAUGCACGUGUGAGUGUGUAGAGGUGAGUGUGUGUGCACAAGUAUAUACUGCACAGCCCACCUGCCAUAUUGUAUCAACAAAAUUUAUUCCUAAUUCUAUCAAAAAUUUACUGUACAGCAAAAGUAACUUUAUUUUCAGUGUGAACCAUAUUUAAGGAAAUGCUUGAUGCACUUAAGUUAUAAGAUGAAAUAAUUUACUUUUAUAAACUUUAUGUUUAGUUUGCAACAGCCCAGUGGCAGGGAAGGAAUAUGGAUUCAUUUGAGUCAAUAGAUUUUUGGUGCUUUCAAUUCCCUUGGGUGUUCUGACAGGGCAGUUAUAGUCCAAAGAGUGUCAGUGUAAAAAUAGAGAUUUUUACUCAUUGCGGCCUGAUCCUGUUCCCACAGAAGCCAAUGGCAAGCCUCCCAUUGACUGGAAGUGUGUAGGAUUGAGGCUGGUAUCUGGUCUUGUGAGUAUAUACAGCACUUCUGAGAGCACUGCCAAGAGCGUGUCCCACUCAUUUACUCUUGCUUUAUGUAGGCCAAAUUCCCUAAGUAAGGCAGUAUAGCCAUUUUGGAGCUCCUAGGCUCUCUGUCUCAAGCAUGCUGAUGGACAUACUUUGCAGUCUGCUCCAAGGCAGCUAAGUAACCUCAUUUCCAAGUUUUAGCACAAACUGAAUGGGAGUAAGUGGGCUGGGCACGUUUCAUGGGAGUCCUCCUAGGCAUGAAUGGCAGGCCAUAUAGCAGGGAUGGGCAAAACAGCAGAUCCAGCCAGUGGCUGGACUCCAUUUCCAAGCAGCCCCUGCCUGCGUGGCUGCACUGUGAUAGCAUGAGGUUGGGGUUUCUGUGGAGACCAGCUCCAGCAGCACUGGCAGGGUGUGCAGCAGGGCACAGAGCUGCUCUGGAGCCCAGCUAGGAAC
Molecule: messenger RNA, 2863 nt
Organism: Alligator mississippiensis (American alligator)
Lineage: Eukaryota; Metazoa; Chordata; Crocodylia; Alligatoridae
Gene: LMX1A
Product: LIM homeobox transcription factor 1 alpha
Exons: 9
Coding region: 202-1344 (380 amino acids)
Biological process (GO): regulation of transcription by RNA polymerase II; neuron differentiation
Cellular component (GO): nucleus
Molecular function (GO): RNA polymerase II transcription regulatory region sequence-specific DNA binding; DNA-binding transcription factor activity, RNA polymerase II-specific
Source: RefSeq, a predicted model, not a curated record